AUGAAUAUCACCAUCAGAAACUUAGCAUACAUUAAAUAUCAACCACACUCAAUACCUAAAAACUUUUCCUGCCACUACUCAACAGAACCCAUACAAGGUACAAAAAGCGAUGAUAUAAAAUUAAAAAAUAGAAUUAUAGUAAAAGAUUUAUAUAAACAAUUAUUAUUUUUAGGAAGAAUUGGAUUUUUAGGUGCAGAUUAUAUUAGGGAAAGAGCAAAACCACAAUUUAUGAAAAAUGCAAAUUUAACAGAUCAAGAUGAAAUUAAUAAAUGUAUAGAUAGAACCAAAUAUGUCAUCAAAGAAAUAGAAGCAAUGAAUAGAUUCCAUAAAUAUAGAUCACUAAAGAAGUCAUACGACCCAGAGUUUCAAGAUAUCAGAGAUGAUUUUUUAAAUUUAAAUUAUAAUAAAAACUCAAACAAUAAAUAA
Messenger RNA from Dictyostelium purpureum, 426 nucleotides. RefSeq lists its product as uncharacterized. Bases 1 to 426 code for a protein of 141 amino acids. The transcript is spliced from 2 exons. Gene Ontology annotation, biological process: respiratory electron transport chain. The record is from RefSeq and is a predicted model, not a curated record. Lineage: Eukaryota; Evosea; Eumycetozoa; Dictyosteliales; Dictyosteliaceae. Gene Ontology annotation, cellular component: mitochondrion.